GGCAUCAGUUACCAUAAUGGAAGAGGGUAAGGACGAAAACAGUAAAAGUAAGAAGCUAACUUACGAAGAAUAUAUGGCGAAAUAUCGGAAGCGGAAAUACAGAAGACGAAGACGGCGAGGCGGAAUUCUCUGUUGUUUUUAUCUGGCUGUCGAUAAACUGGUCAACAUAUUACAGUCCAGCCCAGAGGAGUACAACGGCAUUAAAACGGUAUUGGGGUUUCCUAUGGGGAUUAUGAUUGGAUUCGCUCUAUACAAGGCGGUUUUGGAACCAUUGAGCCUCCCGAAAGAUUUACGUGAGCUAGUAGGCGGGGUCUUAGGACUGGCACUGGCCAGCGGCUAUGCCAUGUCGGUACAGGUGCGGUGCAUUUCCUGGCUGCUGAUCCCUACAUUUUUUGGAAAGAAAGGGAGAUCAUUUGUAGGAGCUUAUGCUAUCAUGUUUCUCAUCUCAGGACCAGUUCACAACAUUAUAUUGAACGGGAGGGAAGUGGUCCGCUCAUUGGUCUGCGCCACUGAGCUGGCAGCCAAUCACACGGCCGCAAAGAGAGAGUUAAAGUCGAAACCAUUCUCUGACGGAAUGAAGGAAUUCCAGAAAGAGGGUGCCCAUUUGAAAACCAUUACAAAAAAGAUAGGCAUAGCUUAUCAACCAAUAAAGGAGGAGUUAAAAGGAAAAGAGGAUGACGAAGAGGAAGAUGAAAUGGCCGAUCGAAUGAGAAAAGUAGAUAAGUAUUCACGUGGUCGGCGGGGAAACCGGAUGAAAAAGAUUGAUUCUAAAAAUGAUGAAAGUAACGCUCAGGAUAGAUCGGAAAAAGCCGAAAAGAAUUACAGAAAGAAAUUAGAAAUGAGAUGUGAAGAUGUAUGGAACAAAGCAGUCAUCAACUGCCGGAAGAAAUUUAAAUCUCUGGAGAAGAAAUGUCUGUCUAUGAUCCCGAUUAUCGGUUAUAUUCUGUGUCUGCCGCUAAAACUGACCUUCUUCUGUGAACUUGUACGAGUGAUACCUGGGGCAGUAGGAAUGGAAUGUGAAUCUGUGGAUGUCAUGGAGCCUGGAUUUGGGGAUACUUACAUUGCAGCAGAGGACACGAUGGAUAACAUGGAUAACAAUUUUGAGGUUAAUCUACAGUAUAAGUUAGUAAGGACCCCGGAAGACGUAGAUUAUACAAUGGCAGAGGAAAUGCGGAAGGGAACAGCACAUGAGUUUGAGAAGAAACAAGUGUGGGUGGAGUUUCUGAUGACACUACUGCAAAGAGUGCUGGCCUUCACAUUUGUUCUGGUGUUAAUCAGUGCCUACAAAUACAACAAGAAGUAUUUAACCGACUUUCAGUUUGAUAACAUCUACAUCUCAAAGUACUUCCGCCAUGUUGACGCUAGACGCCAUUAUCAGAAAAAGCGGACACUGCUACCUUUGAAGAAAUUUGAAAGUGACAACAUGAUUUACCCUAAUACGAUGAAACUGAUGAAAGCGGAGAAGAAAAAACUGAGCAAGGGUACCUUCAUGAUUGUGAUGCGAGGGCUGGUGACGGCCAUGAUUGUGAUGUCUGCAAAACUGCUGUAUGACGUAAUGGACAUAAUCGAGAAAAACAGCCACGUGACUUACAGACAACAAGGUGUACACCACAUAGACAUUAAGGUGGAAGGCACGGGGUUUAUGAGUGACAUCAUCCGCCUCUUUCUGCUGGGUUUUAACCAGGAGCACAGUAUUGAUCAAGUGUCCACGAAUUUCGCGUGUCUGCCUCAUCCUUUGCCACUUCACUCUAUGGACAUUUUCAAGAUUUACGCCGUGUAUAUGCUUGUGUGGAUUCUUAUGUUCUUCGAGUCCUAUGGAUUACGCAUGCGCAGGAUCAUUUGUUCUUUCUUCUACCGGAAGAAGGAGAAAGCACGCAUAUUGUAUAUCUACAACGAAAUGCUGAAGAAGAGGAAAGGUUAUCUGAUGCAUCUUAGGAAAAAAGUCAGAAAGCAAGCAAGAAAAUCCCAGCUCUCUCGGGAUUCAAGUUUUCUAAUGGGAAUCCGACGCUCUUUUCCACGACUUGCAUUCCUGGUGAAAUGUUUCAAGGCUUCCAAAGCAAACUGUCUCAUCUGUGAGGACUUGGAGACAGACAAAUUUAUCGUCUGUCCUACGCCUAGUUGUAAUUUUUCCUACUGUCCGGAAUGCUGGAUCGACUGUAAGAAAAAUUGUUACGCAUGCGUGGUUCGAUCUACAGAUUACAGCGACAGUGACACGUCUGGAGAUGGAAGCACAGAUGAUGAUGACGUAUAGCCUAACUAUUUUUAACUCAUAGCAAACCUUGAAGCUUCAGCACAAAACUUUGAAACAUCAAUUAUGAAUAAAUGAAAUUGUUAGAUACCGUAAAAAUAUUAAAUGUUGAGGGUGUUCAACUUUUUUUGAUUAUGUUCUCUGAUUUGAAAUACAAUAUUCAACUAAUCGUUUUGAUGCACAGAAACUCUACAGGUGGAAGUUGCGAAAUUUUGGCAACGUAAUGAAACUUUUAAAGAAUGUCAUCAUACAACAUUGAUUUUUUCAACUUUUUUUGUUUUCACAAGCAUAUCAUCACUAAUGGAGGUAAAUGAAAUGUUUUUCUAUACAUUACUUACUUUCUGAUACGUUUUCAAAUAAUCUCUUUAUGUUAGAUUGUAUUUUACGAUACUGAAAAUCUCCAUGUGUCUUUUAUAUGUGCAUGUAAUGUCGUUUUUCACGUGAAGUAAUAGUACAACUUAAGAACGUUGCAUGUUGUGCAUACUUGUAUUUUGCAUGUAUAUCCAUAAAACAGUGAUGAUGCA
Molecule: messenger RNA, 2772 nt
Organism: Ostrea edulis (European flat oyster)
Lineage: Eukaryota; Metazoa; Mollusca; Bivalvia; Ostreida; Ostreidae
Product: E3 ubiquitin-protein ligase DCST1-like
Exons: 17
Coding region: 17-2251 (744 amino acids)
Cellular component (GO): membrane
Source: RefSeq, a predicted model, not a curated record